AUGACGCCGCCCGCGUCGAAAGCAUUCGCACCCGUCUCGCUCUCGCCAUCGCAAGCGACAAAGCUCGAGACAAUGAUGACGCAGCAGGUGCAGGACGCGCUCCUCGCCCGCACGAUGCAGCUCUCGAGCGACAACAAACUCGACGCCGAGUGGCGCCACGUCGGGUCGCUCGGCCACCUCAAAGCGUUCAAAAUCCGCGGCGUCGACUCGUUCAGCUCCACGUCGUCGUGGGCCACGACGCUCAAGCGCAGCAGUCGCGCCACUGCCUGUGCGGUCGAUGACCACUGCACCAGUUCGUCCACGUGCCCCCUCCCGUCGACCCUCCGGUCGCCCCGAAGUCGCUUCAACUCGUCCGUGUGCGCCCACCGGUCAGUGGGCGCCACCAUUGGCCGCCACGACCCCCUCGACCCGUGUCCCCCGCUCCAGUCCUCACGCAUCUUUGGCCGCGUCCAGGGCAACUACCGCGACAUUGUCGACGUCCACUUUGCGACGAACUCGGUGGACUUUGUCCAGCGACAGAAACUCCUCUCGCCCGGCGUCAUCGACGGCGCUGUGCUGCUCACUAUUCGGUCCACGGGCAGUGGCUACUUGGGCAUCAAGUGGCUCGCAGAGCACACGUUCGCUGGUAAGCGCGACGUGUGCUUUGUCGAGAUGACGGGGUACACGACCGACGCCAAUGGACAGGAAGUGGGUUUCGUCGCACUGGCGUCGGUCGACGUGCCCGAGUGCCCCGAGCUCACGGGCUCAAUGAAACUCACGCGCGUGCGCAUGAAGCGCACGAUGCUCGUGGUCCCGGCCGAAGACGAACCCGCGACGACCUCAGAGGUGUUUGUCAUGGCCGCCACGGAAGCGAACGAGUCGGCGCUCGUCGCCCUCGCGCAGUACCGCCUGAAGAUGGCCGUGCUCAACGACAUUUCGCUCGUCAUUGACUCGCAGAACAUUGCCAAGCAAAAGCUGGCGCCGCCCAAGCAGUGGGUCCCCGACGCGUGUCGGCCGUCCUGCAGCAUCUGCAACCGCAAGUUCCACUUUGUCAAUCGGAGACGGCACCACUGCCGACUCUGUGGCGACGUCGUGUGCAAAACGUGUUACGUCGUGCGGUCGGUGCCCGGCGGAGUGGAUCCGGACGAAGGACAGAGCGGCGAACCGGACAUUUGCCGCACAAAGUUCUGCGUGCGCUGCGUCGUGGGUCUCCGCGUAAUGGACAAACAGCUCGGGGGGUUCUCGCGGCGCAUCUCGAGGACGUUCACCGCCGACACUGCGAACCUGUCGGACAGCAGUUUCGCAGGCCACUCGUCGGCGUCGGGCACAAGCGACUCGCCGGUCACGUACUUUAAACGCGGUACGAACGCGAAACAUAUCUUGGAUCUCGGUCAGCUCUUCCGGAUCUCCAGUUCGCUGAACAUCGAUCCCGAAUUGGACACCAGUGAUGGAUUCGACGACAUUAAUGCGUGGGCCCGAUCUCUGGUGUUGCAAGAGUCUCGCAGCGACUAUGAGAUAUUCGUCUGA
This is a messenger RNA of Hyaloperonospora brassicae, 1506 nucleotides long. NCBI's taxonomy places the organism in Eukaryota, Oomycota, Peronosporomycetes, Peronosporales, Peronosporaceae. The record is from the annotation of a GenBank genome assembly.